Molecule: messenger RNA, 845 nt
Organism: Staurois parvus
Lineage: Eukaryota; Metazoa; Chordata; Amphibia; Anura; Ranidae
Source: the annotation of a GenBank genome assembly
AGGAACUGCGACAACCCCCCGCCGCAAUGUGGGGGGAGGGACUGCGAGGGGCCGCGAUAGAGAUCACCAACUGCUCGCGGAAUGGCGGCUGGACACCCUGGUCCUCGUGGGCGCAGUGCAGUACCUCCUGCGGUAUCGGAUUUCAGGUGCGGCAGAGGACGUGCAGCAACCCGGCUCCGCGGUUCGGAGGGAGAGUGUGCGUGGGGCAGAGCAGAGAGGAGCGUUUCUGCAACGAGAACAAUCCCUGCCCGGUCCCCAUCUUCUGGUCCUCUUGGGGUUCAUGGAGUAAGUGCAGCGUGGACUGCGGAGGCGGGAUGCACACCAGACAGCGGACCUGCGAGAACGGGAACACCUGCCCCGGCUGUGCCCAGGAAUUCAGGACGUGUAACCCUGAAGCUUGUCCUGAGGUACGGAGGAACACACCCUGGACGCCCUGGAUGCCCGUCAACAUGACGCAGAGCGGAGCGCGCCAGGAACAGCGUUUUCGUUAUACCUGCAGGGCGCAACUGCCGGACCCCCAUAUCCUGCAGUUCGGGAGGAAGAAGAUCGAGACCCGGUUCUGUGCGAACGACGGCUCGCUGGCCUGCGAGACGGACUCUCUGGUAGAUGAUCUCAUGCGGAAUGGCAAGAUUCCGGCUCGUAUAAUCAGCGGUGGUUGGAGCCCAUGGGGAGCCUGGUCCAUCUGUUCCCGAGAGUGCGAAUUGGGGUUCCGAUCCAGAAAAAGGUUCUGCAAUAAUCCCGAACCUCGGAAUGGAGGACUUCCCUGCUCUGGAUCCGCCAUCGAGUUCCAGGACUGCAACCCCCAACCCUGCCCAGUGAAGGGUUCCUGGUCCUGCUGGUCAUCC